AUGGCUAUCCUCGACCUGCUCCGUGCCACUGGGACCGCUGCGUCCGAGAACCCAUUCCAAUCAUUAGCAUGUAUUGCCAUAUUCGUUCCCAUAAUCUAUAUCCUAGCCAACGAAGUCGUUCGGAAGCAAGCGAGAGUUCCUGGGCUCGGUGGACCAACUGGCCUGCCUUUGAUAGGAAACCUGUGGCAGAUUCGAACAAAUGCAGCUGAGAAAUACCGACAAUGGUCUCGUGCUCAUGGAGCUGUCUACCAGAUACAAUUGGGCAAUAUUCCGGUUGUGGUAGUGAACACUGCAGCGUCUGCGAAAGUGUUGUUUGGACAGAAUGCUCAAGCUCUUUCUAGUAGGCCUGAGUUCUACACUUUCCAUAAGGUUUUGUCAAAUACUGCGGGAACUACCAUUGGAACUUCUCCAUACAGCGACUCUUUGAAGCGCCGAAGAAAGGGCGCAGCUUCAGCUCUUAACCGUCCCUCAAUUCAGACAUACAUUCCACACUUGGACUUGGAAAGCAAAGACUUUGUGUCUGAAUUAUUGAGAUAUGGAAGAUCGGGGGAGAAAGCUGUUGACCCAAUGCCAAUGAUCCAAAGACUGUCCUUGUCACUGGCUCUGACUUUGAACUGGGGCAUCCGUAUGGACACACAGGAUAACGCUCUAUUCGACGAGAUCACCCAUGUUGAGGAUGAGAUCAGCAGAUUCCGAAGCACAACGGGCAAUCUACAAGAUUAUGUCCCACUCCUGCGACUGAAUCCAUUCGGUUUCGGUUCGAAGAAAGCUGGAGAGAUGAGAGACCGUCGCGAUGUUUACCUAAAGGCAUUGAAUAAGGGUUUGGAAGACAGAAUGGAGAAGGGAACGCACCAGCCGUGCAUUCAGGCGAAUGUUAUUUUGGACAAGGAGGCAAAGCUCAACAGCGAGGAGCUCACGUCCAUCAGUUUGACCAUGCUUUCAGGAGGUUUAGACACGGUAACAACGUUGCUCCAAUGGAGUAUUGCGUUACUGGCGCAGCGACCAGAUAUUCAGGAGAAGGCUUGGAAAGAGAUUUCCGAGUUCUAUUCGGAUGAGGAGCCACUUUGUGAUCCAUUGGAUGAUCAGAAAUGUGCAUAUAUCGCGGCACUUGUACGGGAAUGUCUCAGAUAUUUUACCGUUCUUCGGCUAGCACUUCCUCGUGCCUCGAUAAAGGAUGUCACCUACGAGGGUGUGGUCAUCCCAAAAGGAACAGUAUACUUCAUCAAUGCCUUCGCUUGCAAUAGAGACGAAGCGGUCUGGUCCGACCCAGACGAGUUCCGUCCAGAAAGAUGGCUGGAGGUCCCAGACGCCCCAAUGUUUACGUACGGCAUCGGAUACCGCAUGUGUGCGGGCUCCUUGCUUGCGAACCGAGAGCUCUACCUUGUGUUCAUUCGGAUGCUCAAUUCGUUUGAGAUUCGAAAGUUUGAUGAUAUCGAUACCCAUCCCGUAUUUGGAAACUCGGAUCCCACAAGCCUGGUGGCCAUGCCACAUAGAUACAAGGCGAAGUUCGUGCCCAGGAAUCCGCGUGCACUGGACAAGGCAAUGAAGAACUUCAGCGUUGUUGACGAGCCUGCGUAA
Cadophora gregata is the source of this 1578-nucleotide messenger RNA. RefSeq lists its product as uncharacterized. The coding region runs from base 1 to 1578 and encodes 525 amino acids. The record is from RefSeq and is a predicted model, not a curated record. Gene Ontology annotation, molecular function: heme binding; monooxygenase activity; iron ion binding. The transcript has 4 exons. NCBI's taxonomy places the organism in Eukaryota, Fungi, Ascomycota, Leotiomycetes, Helotiales, Ploettnerulaceae.